Molecule: messenger RNA, 869 nt
Organism: Panicum hallii
Lineage: Eukaryota; Viridiplantae; Streptophyta; Magnoliopsida; Poales; Poaceae
Exons: 2
Coding region: 96-524 (142 amino acids)
Cellular component (GO): mitochondrial large ribosomal subunit
Source: RefSeq, a predicted model, not a curated record
CGCCGCCACCAAUCUCCAGAGAGCGAAGCGGCGGCUGCGGCGAGGGCGCGAGGACGAGGAGGAAGGCGGCGGGGCCGGCGGCGAGAGGAGGAGAGAUGCUCAAGUUCCUUUCCAAGGUGGUGGUGGAGUACUGCCCGCUGGACCCGCGGAAGGCGGCGGCGGUGGAGCUCCUGGCGCAGUGCAACGGCCGCAAGGCCAAGGACUCCAACCCGGCCUGCUCCGUCGAGCUCCGCCGCCUCCCCGCCCCGCCCCCUACCGAGGACCCCAAGUCGCGGCCACCUCUCCCGCCGCCGCGGGUCCUCGUGACAUACCUCAACGGCGCCGAAGAGGCCAUCGUCGCCGCGGAGGGCGCCACCGCGCAGGGCAUCCGGGACCAGAUCCUCGCCAGGGGGCGGCUCAUCGACACCGAGCAGAUGUUCCGCGACGGCGGGGAGAAGUGGCCCGUCGUCAUCCCCGAGGAGGAGCUCGGGAUGUCGUUCCCUGGCAUCAAGCCAAAGAAAGCUGAGGACAAGCCCCAGGCCUAAUCUCCAUGUCAGGUUUCUCUUUGAUGUUCAUUGUUAACUGAGGGCAUUUGUACACCCACAAACAUUUCCCAAUCAUUUCAUGGGAAAAAUUCUCUCCUCGGUCCAAGUUGGGAACAUUUCCAGGUGGUUGUUGUCUGGUGGUUCAAGUUUGUUUGGUUCAUCCACUCUGGAUUUGUACUAAUAUAAUACCAAUUUAGCUCAUGCCGUUGCAAUGUGCAUGCUGUGAACGAAUUUCUUUAGAAUAAGCAGCUAUCGUAGUCUUGAUGUAGUGUGUUCUGCUCCAUGGUCAAUUUCUCAGCUAUAUGUUACAGUGGAAUGUCUUUGAAGUUUGAGGGGAUCAAUAAA